Chionomys nivalis (European snow vole) is the source of this 2017-nucleotide messenger RNA. It is a transcript of the gene Slc13a2, whose product is annotated as solute carrier family 13 member 2. Gene Ontology annotation, molecular function: transmembrane transporter activity. Gene Ontology annotation, biological process: monoatomic anion transmembrane transport. NCBI's taxonomy places the organism in Eukaryota, Metazoa, Chordata, Mammalia, Rodentia, Cricetidae. The record is from RefSeq and is a predicted model, not a curated record. Gene Ontology annotation, cellular component: membrane. The transcript is spliced from 12 exons. The coding region runs from base 1 to 1761 and encodes 586 amino acids.
AUGGCCACCUGCUGGCAGGUCCUAUGGGCCUAUCGUUCCUACUUGAUUGCGCUAUGUCUGCCCAUUUUCCUGUUGCCUCUGCCAAUCAUUGUCCGAACUAAGGAAGCCUACUGCGGUUACACCAUUAUUCUCAUGGCACUGAUGUGGUGUACCGAGUCCCUGCCCCUGGCUGUCACUGGCCUGUUUCCCAUCGUCCUCUUCCCCCUGAUGGGUAUAAUGGAUGCCUCUGAGGUCGGCAUAGAGUACUUCAAUGACACCAACAUACUGUUCACCGGGGGGAUGAUGGUGGCCAUGGCUGUGGAACACUGGAAACUGCACAAGCGCAUUGCCCUCCGUGUGCUCCUCCUCAUCGGAGUGCGGCCUGCCCUGUUGCUUCUGGGCUUCAUGUUGGUCACAGCCUUCCUCUCCAUGUGGAUUAGCAACACAGCCACCACAGCCAUGAUGGUGCCCAUUGGGCAUGCGGUCCUGGAGCAGCUUCAGGGCUCACGAAAGGACGUGGAGCAAGGCAGCGAUAACCCUGCCUUUGAGCUCCAAGAAGCAAGUCCCCAGAAGGAGGCUACCAAACUCGAUAAUGGACAGGCUGUCUCAGCCUCUUCAGAGCCCAGCACACAGAAGACUCAGGAGCAUAGCCGCUUCCACAAGGGCCUGAGUCUGUGCAUUUGCUACUCGGCCAGCAUCGGGGGCAUCGCCACUUUGACAGGCACUACCCCCAACCUGGUGCUCCAAGGCCAGAUGAACUCGCUCUUCCCCCAAAAUGGCAACGUGAUAAACUUUGCUUCCUGGUUUGGUUUUGCCUUCCCCACCAUGAUCAUCUUGCUGAUGUUGGCUUGGAUAUGGCUGCAGAUCCUCUUCCUGGGUUUCAACUUCCGGAAGAACUUUGGCUUUGGGGAAGGGGAAGAAGAACAAAAGCAGGCAGCCUUCCAGGUCAUCAAGAACCAGCACACGCUGCUUGGCCCCAUGAAUUUUGCAGAAAAGACUGUCACCGUCCUCUUUAUUUUCCUGGUGGUACUCUGGUUCACCAGAGAGCCAGGCUUCUUCCCAGGCUGGGGUGACACGCUUUUUGCCAAUGAAAAUGGCCAAAGCUUUGCAUCAGAUGGAACAGUGGCCAUCUUCAUCGGCCUCAUUAUGUUCUUCAUCCCCUCCAAGAUCCCAGGACUGACCCAGAACCCAAACAAACCAGGGAAGCUGAAGGCUCCUCCUGCCAUCCUCACCUGGAAGACAAUGAACGAUAAGAUGCCUUGGAAUAUCCUGAUCUUGCUGGGUGGGGGCUUUGCCCUGGCCAAAGGCAGUGAGCAAUCAGGUUUGUCUGCGUGGCUGGGAGAAAAGCUGACCCCGCUGGAGCACAUGCCGCCAGCAGCCACGGCCUUCAUCCUCUGCCUAUUGAUUGCCAUCUUCACCGAGUGCACCAGUAAUGUGGCUACCACUACGCUCUUCCUGCCCAUCCUGGCCUCCAUGGCACAGGCCAUCUGCCUUCACCCCCUCUAUGUCAUGCUCCCCUGCACCCUGGCUUCCUCCUUGGCUUUCAUGCUACCUGUGGCCACUCCGCCCAACGCCAUUGCCUUCUCCUUCGGAGGCCUCAAAGUGUCGGAUAUGGCCCGGGCCGGAUUUCUGCUCAACAUCAUCGGGGUGCUGACUAUCACACUGUCCAUCAACAGCUGGAGUUUCCCCAUCUUCAACCUAGACAAAUUCCCAUCCUGGGCCAACUCCAACACAAGUCAAUGUUUUCCCAGCCUGCCCAAUUCCACCGAACCAGGCCUUUAGACUAGAAUACCACCUAGUUCUGAUGGGGAAAGCCCACUGGUGCCACUCCUCACAGCCAGGAGAGGGCGCUCCAAACGCCAAGUCCAGGGCCAGUGUUGGAGAGUCGGCCGGCGCAUGUGCAAUCGUGUAUUCCUGUGUCUGCAAAGUUCGUGUGUCUGCUGUUUCUCUGGGGUACAAAGGAAGAUGCUCGUGUUUCCGUACACUGUGCGGGGACGCGCGUGUGUAGUAUGGCCUAAGGGCACCUGGGUGGCUUUAU